UAGCUUCUCCAGUUAUUGAUUUCUUCUUCUUCAUUCUUCUUCUUCACUUCUCUCUGUGAUCUUAUCAGCAACCCUAAUUUCCAGUCGCAAAAUAUCAUUCAUCAUCAAUUUUUCUUCAUUUCAAUUAUCAGUUUUUAUCUUUCUCUUAACCUCAGCAUUCGCACUUUGAUCAAUUCUCGUGUUUUUGAGGAUUGAUCGUUUCUCAAUACCGGCUUCAGUUCCUGCAAUGCUCUCUGUUUCAAGAUGAAGCUCAUGGGGAGGAGGUGCCUGGAAGUGCCUCCCAAAAUCAGGUCUUUCAUAGAUGGUGUUACAGCAGUGCCACUAGAGAAUAUAGAGGAGCCCCUAAAAAAUUUUAUUUGGGAGUUCGGCAAGGGAGAUUUUCAUCAUUGGGUAGAGCUUUUUAACCUUUUUGAUUCCUUUUUUGAUAAGCAUAUAAAACCAAGAAAAGAUCUGCAAGUUGAGGAUAAUUUUUUAGGAUCAGAUCCUCCUUUUCCCAGGGAAGCUGUUCUUCAAAUUCUCCGAGUUAUAAGCAUAAUUUUGGAGAACUGCACAAAUAAGUAUUUUUAUAGUUCUUAUGAGCAGCAUAUCUCAUCCCUGCUUGCAGCUACUGAUGCUGAUGUGGUUGAGGCUUGCUUGCGAACUUUGGCUGCUUUCUUUAAAAAGACUAUUGUAAAGAGCUUCUUCAGGGACACUUCUAUUAAUUCUAAGUUGUUCGCUCUUGCACAAGGUUGGGGAGGAAAGGAAGAAGGUCUUGGGCUAAUUGCAUGUGUCAUACCUAAUAGGUGUGAUCCAAUCACUAAUGAGUUAGGUUGUACCCUCCAUUUUGAGUUCUAUGCAUCAAAUGAGUCAUCAAAUCCCUUGGAACAGUCAAAACAGGGUUUAGAAAUCAUCCAUUUACCUAACUUAAACACUUGUUUGGAGUCUGAUGCGGAGGUCUUAUCCAAGUUAAUUGCUGAAUAUAAAGUGCCAACAAAGUUGCGAUUUUCUUUAUUGUCACGCUUGCGGUUUGCUCGGGCUUUUGGCUCUUUAGCUUCCCGGCAGCAGUAUAUAGCCAUUCGCUUGUAUGCCUUCAUAGUCCUUGCUCAAGCAAGCAGUGAUUUAGUUUCAUUUUUCAAUAAUGAACCUGAGUUUGUCAGUGAGUUAGUUACAUUACUGAGCUAUGAAGAUGUAGUUCCUAAGAAAAUUCAAAUCUUAUGUCUGCUUUCUUUGGUUGCACUUUGUCAUGACCGUUCACAGCAACCAACAGUUUUGACUGCUGUCACAUCUGGCGGACACCAUGGCAUCAUAUCCAGCCUCAUGCAGAAAGCCAUUGAUUUGGUCGUUGCUAAUACCUCCAAGUGGUCUGUUGUGUUUGCUGAGGCUCUGUUAUCUCUUGUCACUGUUUUGGUCUCAUCAUCAUCAGGUUGCUUAGCGAUGUGUGAAGCAGGUUUUAUUUCUACUCUUCUACCUCUUCUUAAAGAUACAGAUCCUCAACACUUGCAUCUGGUCAGUAUGGCAGUCCAUAUUCUGGAAGCUUUUAUGGAUUAUUGCAAUCCUGCUGCUGCACUAUGCAGAGAUUUGGGUGGUUUAGAUGAGACUAUAUCUCGUUUGAAGCUGGAAGUAUCCAGUGUAGAAAACAGUUCAAAGCAACAAGGUGACAAUUCUGAUGAUGGGGGGAGCAGUUUGCAGGCAGUCAUGGGUUCUUCAACGGACCUCAAUAAUAUGCAUCCUUUAUAUUCGGAAGCAUUAAUUUCCUAUAAUCAGUGGGAACUCAUGAAAGCUUUGUUGCAUGCUAUAUCUGUGGGAACAUAUGCCUCUGGAAGUAGUUCUCUUGUUUAUGGCUCUGAGGAGAGUUUGUUGCCACAAUGUUUGUCUACAAUUUUUAGAAGAGCAAAGGAUUUUGGUGGUGGAGUAUUUUCACUUGCUGCGACUGUCAUGAGUGAUUUGAUUCAUAAGGAUCCUACAUGUUUUCCAAUGUUAGAUGCUGCUGGGCUUCCAUCUGCUUUCCUGGAUUCUAUCAUGGAUGGUGUUCUUUGUUCUGCAGAUGCCAUAACAUGCAUACCUCAGUGCUUGGAUGCUUUGUGUCUUAACCAUAAUGGUCUUCAGGCAGUUAAAGAUCGUAAUGCUUUAAUGUGUUUUGUAAAGAUAUUUACUUCUAGAACUUAUCUGCGUGCUCUUAAUGGUGAUACACCUGGUUUCUUGUCUAGUAGCUUGGAUGAACUCAUGCGACAUGCUUCUUCUUUGCGCGGGGCUGGAGUUGAUAUGGUGAUUGAGAUAUUGAAUGAAAUAUUGAAAAUUGGAUCUGGGCUUGAUACUUGUACCUUGUCUACUGAAUCUUGUGCUCCUGUACCCAUGGAGACUGAUAGUGAAGAGAGGAGCUUGGUUCAGCCAGAUGAAAGGGAUUCCUUGAGGGCAGUUGGUUUGGAGGAGGCAAAUGAUCUAUCUUCUGAUGUUCCAUUGGUGAACGUUGAAUUGUUCAUUCCUGAUUGUAUAAGCAAUGUGGCUCGUCUUCUUGAAACUAUUCUACAAAAUGCUGAAACUUGCCACAUGUUUGUUGAAAAGAAGGGGAUCGAUGCCUUCCUACAGUUGUUUACCUUACCUUCAUUGCCUCUCUCAACAUCAAUUUGUCAGAGUCUCUCUGUUGCGUUCAAGAACUUUUCACCCCAUCAUUCUGCAUCUCUGGCUAGGUCAGUAUGUUCAUUCCUAAGGGAACAUUUGAAGGCAACAAAUGAUCUCUUAGCUUCUGUUGGAGGGGCUCAUCUGGCUACUGUUGAAGUUGGAAAGCAGACAAAGGUUUUGAGAUAUCUUUCCAGUCUUGAGGGUAUAUUGUCUCUUUCCAAUUUUUUGCUGAAGAGCACUAGUAGUGUUGUGUCCGAAUUGAGUACUGCAGAUGCUGAUGUAUUAAAGGAUCUUGGAAUGGCUUAUAGAGAAGUAGUUUGGCAAAUUUCCUUGUCCAAUGAUUCUGUGUCUGAUCAGAAGAGGAAUGCUGACCAAGAAUCUGAGAGUACGGAAACCGUUGCACCAAAUGCUCUUGGAAGAGAGAGUGAUGAUGAUGCUAGUACUACUGUUGUGAGAUACAUGAACCCUAGUUCUAUUGGGGAUGGUUCUCAGCCCCUGUGGCCUGGAGAGCGUGAGUUCUUUUCUGUACGGUCAGGUGAAGGUCUGCUACUUCGUAGUCAUCAUGGUUUGUCUCGUAUAAGGGGUGGAAGGACUAGCUGGCAUGUGGAGUCUCUAAAUACCGAUCCUGAAGUUCCACAGACCCUGCUGGAGACAUCAUCUAUCCAGGAUUUGAAAAAGAAAAGUCCUGAGGUUCUUGCUGUAGAAAUUCUUAACAAGCUGGUUUUCACAUUACGCUCAUUCUUCAUGGCUCUUGUAAAGGGGUUUACCUCACCAAACCGUCGUAGGGCAGAUGCAGGAUCGCUGAGUUCGGCAUCAAAAACCCUCGGUAUGGCAUUGGCUAAAAUAUUUCUUGAGGCCCUUAGUUUCUCUGGUCAUUCUUCCUCUGUUGGGCUUGACAUGUCACUUUCAGUCAAGUGUCGUUACCUGGGAAAGGUAGUAGAUGACAUGGGAGCACUCACAUUUGAUAGCAGGCGAAGGACCUGUUAUACAGCAAUGAUUAAUAAUUUCUAUGUCCAUGGUACUUUCAAGGAACUACUGACCACCUUUGAAGCCACUAGUCAGUUGUUGUGGACACUACCGUACUCCAUUCCUACCACAGUUAUUGAACAUGAGAAGGCAGAUGAUGGAAAUAAGCUGUCACAUGGUACAUGGCUGCUCGAUACAUUGCAAAGCUACAGCCAGGUUCUUGAGUAUUUUGUUAAUCCUGCUUUACUUUUGUUCCCGAACAAUGCUUCCCAGGCUCAGCUGCUGGUUCAGACAGUUUCUACAGGCUUGUCUAUUGGGCUUUUUCCAGUUCCAAGGGAUCCAGAAGCUUUUGUACGUUCACUGCAGCAUCAGGUGCUGUAUGUAAUACUACCUGUCUGGAAUCAUCCUUUGUUUCCCAACUGUAGUCCUGGUUUUGUGAUUUCCGUUGUCUCACUUGUUACAUGUGUAUAUUCUGGAGUUGGAGAGGUGAAACAAAACAGUGGUGGCAUUGCAGGGAGUUCAAACCAGCAUUUCAUGCCUCCACCACAUGAUGAAGCCACUAUUGCUACCAUUGUUGAGAUGGGAAUUUCAAGAACAAGAGUAGAGGAAGCACUGAGACAUGUUCCAACAAACAGUGUUGAAAUGGCUAUGGAGUGGUUAUUUAGUCAUGUGGAGGAUCCUGUGCAGGAGGAUGAUGAACUGGCUAGGGCACUGGCUCUUUCACUUGGAAAUUCAUCUGAAAUAUCCAAAACUGAUACUGCUGACAAUUCAAUUGAUGUCUUGGCAGAUGAAGAGCAUCAAGUUGAGCUUUCUAUUGAUGAUAUUCUUUCUGUAUCUGUCAAGUUAUUCCAGAGUAGUGAUAGCAUGGCAUUUUCGUUGUCAGACUUGCUUGUGACACUUUGCAAUCGUAACAAAGGAGAAGACCGUUCAAGAGUAGUUUCUUAUCUUAUUCAGCAGCUGAAACUCUGCCCUUUAGACUUCUCAAAGGAUAACAAUGCACUGUCUAUGAUAUCUCAUAUUAUAGCAUUGCUUCUUUCAGAGGAUGCAAGAAUACAAGAAAUUGCUGCACAGAGUGGUAUUAUACCUGUUGCAAUUGAUAUCUUGAUGAGUUUCAAGGAUAGAAACAACUUGGGAAGUGAAGUUCUAGUUCCAAAAUGUUUUAGUGCUCUACUGCUUAUUGUGGAUAACAUGUUGCGGUUCCAUCCAAGAAUUUUCUCUGACACAAAACAGGGAAAUCAGACAGAAUCUCAGCCUGAUUCAUCUGCUGUGCAGGCUUCUUCGCCAGUUCCAGAAUCAACUACGGAAAAAAAAUCAUCAUCGGAUGACCAUGAGAAAGAGUUUGGCACACUGUUUAAGAAAAUAUUGGGAAGUUCCACUGGUUAUUUGACCAUUGAAGAGAGCCAUAAGGUUCUGCUAUUUGCUUGUGACUUGAUAAAACAGCAUGUUCCAGCAAUGAUAAUGCAGGCUGUUCUGCAGUUAUGUGCACGCUUGACAAAAACACAUGUGCUAGCUUUGCAAUUUCUUGAGAAUGGUGGUCUACCUGCUCUCUUCAGUCUUCCUAGAACUUGUUUUUUCCCUGGAUAUGAGACUGUUGCAUCUGCUAUCAUACGACAUCUCCUUGAGGACCCUCAGACUUUGCAAACUGCCAUGGAGUUGGAGAUACGUCAAACUUUGGGUGGAAACUGCCAUGGUGGUCGUGUUUCUCCCCGGACAUUUUUAACAUUGAUGGCACCUGUUAUCUGCAGAGAUUCGGUUGUUUUCAUGAAAGCUGCCACAGUAACUUGUCAGGUAGAGUCAUCAGGGGUUAGAACCUUUCUGGUGCUAUCCAAGGAGAAAGAGAAGGAGAAGGAAAAAUCAAGGGCCUCAGGUGUUGAACCUGGAUUAUCUUCAAAUGAGUCUCUGAGAAUUCCUGAAAAUAAGGUGCAUGAUGGAUCUGGUGGUAAAUAUUCCAAAGGCCAUAAAAAGGCUCCUGCUAAUCUUACUCAUAUAAUUGACCAGCUCCUUGAAAUUGUCUUGAAAUAUCCUUCUCCCAGAAGCCAGGAAGAUUACGUGAGAAACUUCACUUCUAUGGAGGUUGAUGAACCUGCUACCAAGAUGAAGGGUAAGUCAAAGGUUGAUGAGACAGGGAAAAUGGAAUCUGAAUCUGAAAGAUCUGUGGGAUUGGCUAAAGUGACUUUUGUCCUUAAGUUAAUAAGUGAUAUUCUUCUAAGGUAUAUACAUGCAGCUGGGGUUAUUUUGAGGAGGGAUUCAGAAAUGUCUCAGCUCCGGGGUUCUAAUCAAGCAGAUGCUUCAGCAGACAGUGGCAUACUUCAUCAUGUUUUACACAGUUUGCUUCCACUUGCUGUGGAUAAAUCAGGAGGGCUUGAUGAAUGGAAGGAUAAGUUGUCUGAAAGAGCCUCACGGUUUCUGGUAACCUUAUGCAGUCGUUCUAGUGAAGGUUGUAAAAGGGUAAUUAAUGAACUUGUAAAAGCCUUAUCUUCCUUCUUGAACUUGGAAGGCCAUUCAACUAAGAGCACAUUGGUGCCUGAUAAGAAGGUUUUUGCUUUUGUUGACCUGGCAUAUUCAAUUUUGUCAAAGAACUCAUUGUCCAGCAACUUUCUUGGUAGAGGAUGCUUACCAGAUAUAGCAAAAAACAUGAUUGAAGGACGGAUGUCUCAGUGUUUGACUAAUGUUCUUCAAGUGAUUGAUUUAGAUCACCCUGAUGCCCCCAAAAUUGUAAAUCUCAUACUGAAGUCCUUGGAGAGCUUGACAAGGGCUGCUAAUGCUAAUGAACAAGUUUUCAAGUCUGAAAGGCCUAACAAGAAAAAAUCAUCAGGGUCAAAUGGAAGGCAUGCUGAUCAGGUAACUGUAUCAGCUGCUGAGACCAUAGAGCAUAAUCAAAGAGGGAAUGUUCAACAGGUCAUUGCAAAUGUGGAGGAAACUGAACAAAGGCUAUGUCAUGGAACUGCACAAGCUGAAGGUAAUUGUGAUGCAACUCAAAAUGACUCUGUUGGUCAAGAUAUGAGAGUAGAAGUUGAGGAGGCAACUGCCACAAACCCACAGAUGGAACCUGGGAUUAAUUUCAUGCAUGAGGAAAUGGAAGAAGGUGGGAUAUUAGAAAAUACUGGCCAGAUUGAGAUGUCAUUUGAUGUUGGGAGUAGGGCAGGUAAUGGUAUGGGUGACAAGGAUGAUGACAUGGUAGAGGAUGAUGAGGAUGAUGAUGAGACAGAGGAUGAAGAUGAGGACACAGCAGAAGAUGGUGCUGGAAUGAUGUCUUUAGCUGAUACAGAUGUUGAGGAUAAUGAUGAUGCUGGUUUGGGAGAAUACAAUGAUGAAAUGAUUGAUGAAGAGGAUGAGGAUUUUCAUGGGAAUAAUCGUACAGUAGAGGUAAGGCGGAGAGAAGCCCUUGAUGAGUUAGAUCAUUUACAGGUCCUUGGUCAACCUGGGACUGCUAGUGGUUUGAUUGAUACUGCUGCUGAACCUUUUGAAGGAGUGAAUGUGGGUGAUCUAUUUGGUUUUCGCAGGCCUUUUGGUUUUGAACAGCGGCGUCAAGCCGGUUGGUCUUCCUUUGAGCGACCUGUUACCGAAGUAAAUGGUUUCCAACAUCCACUUCUCUCAAGACCAUCACAGUCAAGGGACCUGGGAUGGUCUUGGUCAACAGGUGCCAAUUCUUUCAGGGAUUUGGAAGCUCUGUCAGCAGGCAAUUUUGAUGUUGCUCGGUACCAUAUGUUUGAUGCUCCUGUUUUGCCCUAUGAUCGAACACCGAAUAGUCUUUUUAGUGGUAGAUUGGGUGGGGCAGCACCUCCACUGCUGGCUGAGUAUUCUAUAGGUAUGAACUCAUUGCGGACAUCAGGGCGGCGGGGCUCUGCUGAUGUUUGGUGGACUGAUGAUGGUCAGCCACAAGCAAGUGCUCAAGCUGCAGCAAUUGCAGAAGCAGUUGAGGAACAAUUUCUAUCUCAGUUGUGUGGUACAUCUCCUGUCAACAAUGCAGCAGAAAGGCAGUUCCAAAAUUCUGAAGUCCAGGAGCGACAACCAUCAGAUGCCCUUCCUCUGAAUGAUGGGAAGACAGAGGUAGAGGGUGAUUAUGCCUGCAGCCAGCAAAAUGAAGAUCAGCAUCAAGAAAGUGGGAAUGAAGCGUCACAUCAACUUAAUCUUUUGGUUGAAAGUGUUUCUUGUAGAGGGCAGCUGAGUUCUCAGUCUGUUGCUGUAGGUGUGAGUGAAUGUGCACAAGCAGAUGAAGGUAUGUCAACUCAGUCACAUUCUCUCAAUGCUGCACAAAAUGUGCUUGAUAACAUGGAAGUAGGGGAAGGUAGUGGAACUGCUGCUGAGCAAGUGGUGGUGAUCCGGGAGUUGGUUAGCUUAACUGCCGGCAAUCAUGCUGAUCUUCAACAUGACGGAGAUGCUGAUGUGCCUGUUAAUAUUGAUAAUGUGUCAGUUCAGGCUGUACCUCCUGAUGGAUUGUCUGGAAUGGAUGAACAGACUAGGAAUGUAAUGGAUUCUGGUUCAGAUAUGCCUAAUCCGGCUGUUUCUCAUGGGUCUUUGUUGCAUGAAAGCAUUGAUGUAGACAUGAAUGCCCCAGAUGCUGAAGACCAGCAAGCUGACCAGUCCAUGACUCCAUCUGAAGCUGCUGUUGAAGAGCCAGCAUCCAGGCAAACUACAGUUUUUGCUCAGGAUGCAAAUCAGGCUGACCAAAACAGCGGAAGUAAUGUGGCCCCAGGUACAAAUUUUAUUGAUCCUACAUUCUUGGAGGCACUACCUGAAGAUUUGCGAGAUGAGGUUUUAGCUUCCCAGCAAGCUCAAUCUGUUCAGCCUCCAACUUAUGUGCCACCUUCAGUAGAUGAUAUUGAUUCUGAGUUCUUAGCUGCUCUUCCCCCAGACAUUCAAGCAGAAGUUUUGGCCCAACAAAGAGCACAAAGAGUUGCACAGCAGGCUGAAGGACAACCUGUACUUUUGACUUCUUCAGAAGCAGGUUUUUUGCCAUCUCAAUUCCUUGAAGCUCAAAUGCUAGCAAUGAGGAGGAUUGGAUUGGGUUUGGACAGGCAGACAGUGAUGGACAGGGGUGUUGGAGUUACAUUAGGGCAAAGAGCAGCUCCUGCUAUUGUAGAUAGCUUAAAGGUCAAGGAAAUUGAAGGGGAGCCACUUCUGGAUGCAAAUGCUUUGAAAGCUUUGAUACGACUUCUACGGUUAGCACAGCCCCUUGGGAAAGGCCUUCUGCAGAGACUUCUGUUAAACCUGUGUGCACACAGAGUUACAAGGGCAACUUUGGUUAGGCCUUUGCUUGAUAUGAUUAAACCUGAGGCUGUAGGCUUGGUCAGUGGGUUAACAACAAUUAAUUCACAGAGGCUUUAUGGUUGCCAGUCAAACGUUUUUUAUGGUCGAUCACAGAUGUUAGAUGGUCUUCCUCCUCUCGUAUUGCGCCGUAUUCUUGAGAUCUUGACUUAUUUGGCUACAAAUCAUUCUGCUGUUGCAACUAUGUUAUUCUACUUUAAUCCCUCAACUCCUCUGGAGGUUACAAGUGCAAGUUAUUUAGAAACAAAGAAAGAUAAAGGAAAGGAAAAAAUAUUAGAUGGAGAAGCUGAAUCUAACGUUUCAGGAAAUUCUCAAGAAGGGGAUAUUCCUUUAAUGCUGUUCCUGAAGCUCUUGAAUCGACCAUUAUUUUUACAAAGCAGUUCUCAUCUUGAGCAUGUUAUGGGCUUGAUUCAAGUGGUUGUCAAUACAGCUGCAUCGAAGUUGGAAUCUAAGUCAUUAUCUGAAUUAACAGUUAAGAACUUGAACUCACAGAACCUGCAUUCCAAUGAAUCUUCUGGUGAUGUUCAAAGGGAUCCUCCUUUGUCGAAACCAGAAUCUAGCCAGAAGGAAAAACAUGUCAAUGAAGAGUCAUCUGCUUCAGAUGGGAAGACGAUGGUUGAUACCUCUGAUAUAUUUUUGCUGCUGCCACAAUCUGAUCUGCGCAAUCUUUGCAGCCUUCUUGGUUGUCCAGGGCUAUCAGACAAGGUUUACAUGCUAGCUGGUGAUGUGCUUAAGAAGCUGGCUUUCGUUGUUGUGCCCCAUCGAAAAAUUUUCACUUUAGAGCUUUCAGAAUUAGCUAAUAGUUUAAGUAGUUCAGCUGUCAGUGAGCUUGUUACGCUGCGGAAUACCCACAUGCUGGGUCUGAGUGCAGGUUUGAUGGCAGGUGCUGCAAUCUUACGUGUGCUGCAAGUUCUUAGCUCACUUACUUCAACUAAUGUUAAUGAGAAUAGGGGUUUAGACAGUGAUGGUGAACAGGAGGAGCAGGCCACAAUGUGGAAGUUAAAUGUUGCAUUAGAGCCACUAUGGCAAGAACUAAGCGAUUGCAGUAGUAUGACUGAAGCACAGCUUGGUCAGAGCUCUCUCUGUCCCUCUACACCCAAUAUCAAUGUUGGGGAGCAUGUACAGGGAACAUCAACUUCAUCUCCUCUUCCUCCUGGAACUCAGAGGCUCCUUCCUUUCAUUGAGGCUUUCUUUGUUUUGUGUGAGAAGCUUCAUGCAAAUCAUACCGUCAUGCAGCAAGAUCAUGUAAAUGUUACUGCACAGGAAGUCAAAGAGUCUUCUGAAAGUUUUGCUGCCCUAACCACAAAAUUCAGUGGCGAUUCUCAGAAAAAGGUUGAUGGUUCUGUCACAUUUGCAAGGUUUGCUGAGAAGCAUCGCCGGCUUUUGAAUGCUUUUAUCAGACAGAAUCCAGGCUUAUUAGAAAAGUCAUUUUCUAUGAUGCUGAAAGCUCCUAGAUUAAUUGACUUUGACAACAAGAGAGCAUAUUUCUGUUCAAGAAUAAGGCAGCAGCAUGAACAACAUCUCUCUGGCCCAUUGCGGAUUAGUGUUAGGCGGGCAUAUAUUUUGGAGGACUCGUACAAUCAGCUGCGGAUGAGGCCCACUCAGGAUUUGAAAGGACGUUUAAAUGUGAAUUUUCAAGGUGAGGAGGGUAUUGAUGCUGGAGGCCUGACUAGAGAAUGGUAUCAAUUAUUGUCAAGGGUUAUAUUUGACAAAGGAGCAUUGCUUUUCACUACUGUGGGCAACAAUGCAACUUUCCAGCCAAACCCCAAUUCUGUUUACCAGACUGAACAUCUUUCUUACUUCAAAUUUGUUGGUCGUGUGGUUGCAAAAGCACUGUAUGAUGGGCAGCUUUUGGAUGUUUAUUUUACUCGGUCCUUCUACAAGCACAUUCUUGGUGUAAAGGUGACUUACCACGAUAUAGAGGCCGUUGAUCCUGAUUAUUACAAGAAUUUGAAGUGGAUGCUGGAGAAUGAUGUGAGUAACAUGCCUGACCUGACAUUUAGCAUGGAUGCUGAUGAGGAAAAGCUCAUUCUUUAUGAAAAAACUGAGGUUACUGAUUAUGAACUUAAACCUGGAGGAAGAAAUAUCAGGGUUACUGAGGACACAAAACAUGAGUAUGUAGACCUUGUUGCAGAUCAUAUAUUGACAAAUGCUAUCCGCCCUCAAAUCAACUCGUUCCUAGAGGGAUUCAAUGAAUUGGUGCACCGAGAACUUAUUUCAAUUUUCAAUGAUAAAGAGCUUGAACUUCUGAUCAGUGGACUUCCUGAAAUUGACUUGGAUGAUCUAAAGGCAAACACUGAGUACACUGGCUAUUCGGCUGCAUCUCCUAUUGUUCAAUGGUUUUGGGAGGUAGUGAAAGCCUUUAGCAAGGAGGACAUGGCAAGAUUUCUGCAAUUUGUUACUGGAACGUCAAAGGUGCCGUUGGAAGGCUUUAAGGCAUUGCAAGGUAUCUCUGGUCCUCAAAGGUUUCAGAUUCACAAGGCAUAUGGAGCCCCUGAGCGACUUCCUUCUGCACAUACAUGCUUUAAUCAACUAGACCUUCCUGAGUAUUCCUCCAAGGAGCUGCUUGAGGAACGGUUGCUGCUUGCCAUUCAUGAAGCUAGUGAAGGGUUUGGGUUUGGCUAACUGAAGUUUCUAUAGCCGUAUCAUAUCACAGACCCCUGUGAACGCUGCCAUCCAUCCUCAGAUCUACUUGCACAUAGGGUGAUGGGUUUUGGCAGAUGGAGAUGUGACAAUGCAAGGAAAAUUUAUGCUCCCCCAGUCUCAAAGCAAGGUUCACUAAACUAUGCACACCAGAUUUUGAUGGAUGGAGAGUGUCCUCAAAGACAAUGAGUUGGUUUUUGCUUUUGUGCUAUGUCUGGGGUGGUAGUAUGCAUAGUUGUUGAUAUUAGUUUUUGUUGAUUUUUGAAAUGGUUAGUAUGGCCAAUGGCCCUUUGGAUUAGCGUAUGUCCCAACACCUAUUCAUUAAUUAGUAAAAAGAUAGUGACUGU
Molecule: messenger RNA, 11822 nt
Organism: Rubroshorea leprosula
Lineage: Eukaryota; Viridiplantae; Streptophyta; Magnoliopsida; Malvales; Dipterocarpaceae
Source: the annotation of a GenBank genome assembly